AUGACCCGUCACGCGGCCACCCUCCUCCUCGCUGCCGCCCUCGCCCUCGCCCACGGCGGUCACGAGCAUGGCGAAGAGGACACCAGCAUCCCUUACCUCCAGCGUCAUAUGAUCAAUGAGCACCACAUUGACACAUUUGACCUGCCGUCCUUCUUCCACCUGCAUGACCUCGACAUGGACGGCUUCUGGGACAAGGACGAGAUCGCCGCCGUGUACGGUCUGCGACACCACAGCGUGAUCAAGGGCAAGAACGAGCGUCCCAUGCCCGAGGCCAUUGAGAACCUGGUCGUGUUCGACGUGCUCCGCAAGCUUGACACGGACAAGGACGGCAAGAUCUCGCUCGAGGAGUUCCUCGCCGGCGGUGUCGAAGGCCUGCCCGCGUUCGACAACAUUGGCAACAUGGGCCACCACUACGACGAGGAGUCCGAGUACUUCCUGCACCACGAGGAGAUGUACCACUCGACUCCCGAGACCCAGACCGACGAGUCGUACAACCACCCAGAAGACAUCGAGCACUUCAAGCACCACGAGCACAUUGAGAACGAGGAGGACGCGCGCCAGCGCAUCUUCGAGGGCCUGCCGCCCAACGCCAACCUCGAGAAGGACUACGAGGCGCCCGAGGACCCGCUGGAGCACCACGAGCACGCGGCCGGAGAUGGUCCCGAGGCCAUUGCCAACCUCACCGGUGGCACAACCGACGAGGCUGAGGUCGUGGACAUUACGGCCGACGAGGUCGUGGUGGACAUUGCGGCCGCCGACGAGGAGGUGCUCGAGAUCACAGAGGACGGCAGCGCCGUCGUCCCCGAGCGCGUGGGCCGCGGCGGCAGGACCAACCCCAGCCGCAUCCAGGAGGAGAUUUCCGCCGAGAUGAAGCAGAGGCACAGGCACACCAAGGAGGAGCGUGCUCGUGCAGACAUGCCUUACAAGUACAAGUAUGGCCCCGCAUCCGAAUGGCACUCACCCAGCAGGAUGCGCAAGGGCCUGCGUGCCGAAGAGUUCUAG
Molecule: messenger RNA, 1002 nt
Organism: Apiotrichum porosum
Lineage: Eukaryota; Fungi; Basidiomycota; Tremellomycetes; Trichosporonales; Trichosporonaceae
Exons: 8
Coding region: 1-1002 (333 amino acids)
Cellular component (GO): extracellular exosome; endoplasmic reticulum-Golgi intermediate compartment
Molecular function (GO): calcium ion binding
Source: RefSeq, a predicted model, not a curated record